Molecule: messenger RNA, 1238 nt
Organism: Guyanagaster necrorhizus
Lineage: Eukaryota; Fungi; Basidiomycota; Agaricomycetes; Agaricales; Physalacriaceae
Product: 3(2),5-bisphosphate nucleotidase HAL2
Exons: 4
Biological process (GO): sulfate assimilation
Molecular function (GO): 3'(2'),5'-bisphosphate nucleotidase activity
Source: RefSeq, a predicted model, not a curated record
CCAUGUCCCUUCCUUACCUGACUGAGCGCCAGCUAGCCAUAUCAGCUAUCCGACGAGCCUGUGUGUUAACUAACUCCGUGUUCAACAAACUGGUGAAAAAUGAAACUUUGACCAAGGACGACAAGUCGCCAGUAACCGUGGGCGACUAUGCUGCGCAGGGAGUGAUAAGCACUAUGAUUCACAAUGCGUUCCCGGACGACCUUAUUGUGGGCGAGGAAGAUGCGACCGACCUCCGUAUGGACUCUGGUGCCGAGCUCAGGCGGCGAAUCGUUGAGCUUGCCAACGUAGCUAUCGUUGGACCGCUAGGUGUUGGCGAUGUGAAGGAAUGGGGAAUUGGGCCAGGCCAGGCGCUGAGCCCGGACGCACUGAUGGAUGCUAUCGACAGAGGAAACUUCAAAGGCGGACGGACGGGAAGAAUGUGGACCAUUGAUCCCAUUGACGGAACCAAGGGCUUCCUCCGAGGAGAGCAGUACGCUGUUUGUCUUUCGCUCAUCGUCGACGCCCAAGUCCAAGUCGGUGUCAUUGGAUGCCCCAACCUCCCACUCAACGCUGACACCAAGGGCUGCAUAUUCGUCGCUGUCAGGGGACAGGGCGCUGAGCAACUCACCAUCUCAGGAUCCAAUCCCACGCCCAUCUCAAUGCCCACCCUGGCACCCUCUGAACUCAACUUCCUUGAAUCCGUCGAGGCAGCACAUGCAUCUCAUUCCACCAACGAUAAGAUCUCUUCGAUCUUGGGUAUCACGCGUCCGCCAAUUCGAAUGGACAGUCAGGCGAAAUAUGGCUGUCUGGCUCGAGGCGAUGGCGGGGCUUACAUGCGUAUGCCCACCGGUGCUGGUUACAAAGAAAAGAUCUGGGAUCAUGCCCCUGGGGCCCUCCUUGUGGAAGAAGCUGGCGGAGUCGUAACGGAUUCGCGGGGCCACGCACUGGACUUUGGACUGGGACGCACUCUGGGAGAAAAUUUUGGUGUCAUUGCUGCCAGCAAGGCUUCCCAUUCGAAAGUGCUAGAGGCGGUUCAGAAGGCGAUUGCGCCGGAAGAGAAGUUGUGAGGAGCGUGCAGGAAACAGUGUCUGUAAAGGAAUCAUGUACGAUAUAGAACUCAAUAUUUUCCGCGUGAGAUUGUAGAUUGUGAAGCAGCCUGGUUCAAGGAAUUGGCCACUUGAACUCUAAGGACUAUUUCGAAAUCAAAAAGCCUUCUGCCGACUACUAGGGUUUUGCAUACACAUAGCUAUUUACUGGGC